Molecule: messenger RNA, 1316 nt
Organism: Paramisgurnus dabryanus
Lineage: Eukaryota; Metazoa; Chordata; Actinopteri; Cypriniformes; Cobitidae
Source: RefSeq, a predicted model, not a curated record
GCUGCUUACGUGUAGAUCCGCUAGUCAUGAAUGGGGUGGCGAAGAUGCGUGUCUGUGGGUUUUAUCCUGAUGCUAAAAUUUAUGUUUAUACGGUAAUGAGGUUUUAUCGUAACUUUUAGCAUAACUAGAUCUGAUCGUUUUAAAGUAUUUUUCGUUCGGGUAAUCAGUUUUCCGGCGGCACGAAGAAAUAACGGUGACGUUUGUUUGCAUUUGGGUUUUUUGUAAUCAUAAUGCCGAAGAACAGCAAGACAUCACUGAUCCAGACGAUCGCGAGCCAUGCUUAUCAGACCUUUCAUAACGGCGCUUCGUCUGGUUUUGGGGAGAAUAAUGCGUUCCUAGAGCAUCAGGCAGUCCUCGUAACUCUCCUUUCUAAAUUAACGGCCGCGGAUCUGAAUAUUGCGUCACCGAAGAAAGUCUCCAGGAAAUCUGCAGAAGCUCCAGUCACAUACAUGCACAUAUGCGAGACUGAUGCUUUCAGCAUGGGCGUGUUUCUCCUAAAGCCCGGAGCAUCCAUACCUCUGCACGAUCACCCAGGAAUGAAUGGAAUGUUGAAGGUCCUGUACGGCAAGGUCAACAUCAGAUGCUAUGACAAGCUGGAAAUUGCUGUUGGUGCUGAUGCUAAAGAUGAAAGCCGAUUUGAACCUCCGCAGGGUGAUGCUGUGAGCAGAGCUCUGCUCAGGACUUCUGGACAGUUUACUGUACAAAGUGCUCCUUGUGUCCUGAGCCCUGCCAAAGACAACCUGCACGAAAUAGAUGCUGUGGAUGGACCAGCUGCGUUUCUUGACAUACUGGCACCCCCCUAUGACCCUAAUGAUGGGAGAGAUUGUCACUACUACAAAGUUAUACAGACUGCUGGGAGAAAGGAGCAGGGGGGUGAGGAUGAAGUCUGGCUUUUGGAGAUCCCCCAGCCGGAUGAUUUCUGGUGCGGAGGGGAGCCCUACCCCGGUCCUAAUGUUUCCGUGUAGAGAUGCACACUGGAAUGGACUUGUAUGGUUGCUCCAAUUCAGCUGCGUCAACGUGUAUUUUCUAGGACCUCAAAACAGCACUACAUCAUUUUAAUGUCCAUUUCAUAGCAUUUCUCGGUCAAUGCUAUUUUUUUGGAUGUGCCUCAUUUGCUACAUCACCUCUCUGUGGCCUUUCUUGUGAAUAAUGAAUGUAUACAUGCUUGAAAAGCAUUUACUCUUGUAUAAGUGCACACAUAUAUAUCUAUAUAUUACUUGUGUUUAAUUUAUUGUAAAAGAUUGUACACAAACACUUAUUCAAAUUUAUUGUUUAUAUUUUUGCUUUUGAAAUACUAUUAAAAUAUUCGUAAUACA